Messenger RNA from Papaver somniferum (opium poppy), 981 nucleotides. RefSeq names its product ctenidin-3-like. Bases 76 to 717 code for a protein of 213 amino acids. The record is from RefSeq and is a predicted model, not a curated record. Lineage: Eukaryota; Viridiplantae; Streptophyta; Magnoliopsida; Ranunculales; Papaveraceae. The transcript is spliced from 2 exons.
UUCCUCAUCAUUCUCUACUCUAAACACAAUUUCAUCUCAAUAGUACUGAAACUAGCUACUUUGUGUUAUUGUAAAAUGGGUACCAGAAACAAUGUCAAACUUUUCAUUUUCUUGGGUCUUCUGUUCGCUGUCGUUUCAUUAAUCUCUUCUGAGGUUUCAGCAGCCAAGGAUUUGGCCGAGAAAACAACAGAAGAUGAGUCAAGAAAGAAAUAUGGUCUAAAAGAUGCCCAGUACGGAGGAUCUAAUGGUAGAGGUGGUUACCAAGGUGGCAAUGGAGGUGGUUACCAAGGUGGCAAUGGUGGUGGAUACCAAGGUGGAAAUGGAGGCAAUGGAGGUGGGUACCAAGGUGGAAAUGGAGGCGGAUACAAAGGUGGCAAUGGAGGCAAUGGAGGUGGAUACCAAGGGGGCAACGGAGGUGGGUACAAAGGUGGCAAUGGAGGUGGGUACCAAGGUGGCAAUGGAGGGGGAUACAAAGGCGGCAAUGGAGGCAACGGAGGGUACCAAGGUGGCAACGGAGGUGGAUACAAAGGUGGCAACGGAGGGUACCAAGGUGGCAACGGAGGUGGAUACAAAGGUGGCAACGGAGGGCACCAAGGUGGCAAUGGAGGUGGAUACAAAGGUGGAAAUGGAGGUGGGUACCAAGGUGGCAACGGGCGUGGUGGAAGAGGUGGAGGUGGUGGCGGUAAAGGAGGCCGUGGGUGCCCACAUGGUUGUUGAGACCGUGGAGGAUACUACCGUGAUUGUGAUGGUUGUUGCUAAUCUUCUGCUCAAGUCGAAGCCUUCACUUUUCAAACUACGACUACAAUUAGUAGUACCACUACCAAUAAUCUCAUGCCUUAGAGAUAAAGCUCGUGUAUCUGGAUGAAUAUGCUGUAUUAUUACUUUCAUAUAUCUUCGAAGAAGCUACUUCGAAAAUAAUCGCUCGACUUGAAUUAGAAUUCAUACGAAUGAAAUAAGAUAUUUUAUGCCCAAAGUUAUCAA